AUGGGGCUUAAGCAAACACCACAAGCAUGGUAUUUCAAACUACAUAAAUGCCUUGUCUCACUCGAAUUCUCAAGGAGUAAUGAUGAGCAGGUUGUCUACUUGAAGAGGUCAAACAAAUCUCACUUGAUUAUUGGAGUCUAUGUGAAUGAUCUAUUAGUCAUGGGUGAGAAUGAUAGUGACAUUAGCAAAUUCAAAGAUCAAAUGAUGAAUUUCUUUCAAAUAAGUGAUCUCGGACAGCUUUGCUCCUACCUGAGCAUUGAACUGACGCAAGGAGGAGCUAGAAUCACCUUGUCAUAGAGAGCCUAACGUGACUUAGUCGUUGUAUAGUAAAUCACGUAAAUUUAAAAUUUAUAAAACUAGAAAAUACCAAUUUUUAGAUAUUUAGAAGUAUUUUUGAACAAAUAUAUUAAUUAUAAUUAAAUAAAAAUUUAAAAAUAGUGAUAAUUUUCUAAGUCAAUCACAAGGAUGUAAUAUAAUAUUAGGUAAUUUUGCAAAAUUUUCUUCGAAAAAUAUAAUUUUUAUGAAUUUUAUACUAAGAAAUGAAAAUGAAAUGUAUUUAAAAUUCGUAAAAAAGAAAAAUAAAGGUGCUGACGUCAAGAUGACAUCAGUGUCCAACGAAUGCAAAUCAGACAGAAAUAGAGUUCUACUCGACGAUUUUGACAUAAGUACUUACAAAUGAUUUAAUUGAUCAAAUUAAGAUCUGUAAAAUCCAAAAGAAUUGUAAUUGAAUGAAGUAUAACUUGGUAAAUCUAAAUCACACAAAUUAUUACUAAAUGAAGCAAAAAUUAAGUUGAAAGUAGAAAAAUAAAGUUCCGGCAUCACGGUGGCGAUGCAUUAGUGAUGCACCAGAGUCUUAAGCAUUCGAGAGGAUCAUUGUGUAAUGUCCACGGCCUCGAAGGCUCUUCUUGGACAAAGACGACAUGAGCAAUCUCUAUAUCUCCUUGCGAAGUCUAGAGAUCAAUAAAAUGGGUCGUAAAAUUGUCUCUAAUGGUUGUCAUCCAACAGAGCAAAAAAACGGCGACUUUGUGACUCUCUAGCGGCUGUCACUUGAUGGAGAGGAGCUGAAUAGAGGUGAGGGCGCGUGUUAGGGAACUUCAUCCUUAGGUUCGCACAACAAGAAGAGGCUCUUCAUUGCAUCCAGUACACUCUUAAGAGGUGGCAACUCGUCUCCCAAUUGAUCGUUCUCUUCCCGAUGACGGCUUGUUCAUCAAUCAAUUAGAGAUGAUUUACUCAAUGAAUUCAUAAUCUUUUUAUCGCAAAUCAUUUAGCAAUUUUGGUAAUAAUGCUCCACGAAUAGUGUUGACGAGAUUUUCGCCGAUGAUCCAGCGAUUCUACCGGCUUAAUCUUUCACUAGCGAUCUGUAGGAAAGUCGCGAUAAUCAAAUAAAAAUACGAGUUUUGGCUCUAAGAGAAUUCAGACCUACACUAGUUGUCCACUUGUAUGAGAGAGAUUGAAAAAAGUACUAUAAUGCCCUUAUUAAGUGACGUCAUCAUAGUAUAUCUCUAUUAUAAUUAAGGGGUAGUUUAGGUAUUAAAAUCUUCAAAGCCUUUCGGGAGAAGGUGUGAUCCCACAUCGUUUGUGUGCCAAAGUUUUAGGCGAAUAUAUAGUAAUAUCACAUUUGCAAGCAAUGAGUCAUUUUCUCCCGUGUGUACGACCACUCCUUACCCCACAACUAGUUGGCCACUAGUGACGUGGAAGGGGAGUGGUGCACAUGUGCCCCCAUUGGUCCUAGCCACUCGAGCCCUUGCUCACAACUCCCCCCGACUAUACUUCCAACCUGCUUAUAGAUCUGGUUGAUCGAUAGGUCCCCCCCCUUUUGCUAUAUUUUUAUUUUUAUUUCUUUUUCUUCAUUUAUCUUAAAAAUAGGACUAUAAAAGUCAUAUAAAUUUAUAAAAAAUUAUAGAAUUAGUUAAAAAUUCAGGUUAAUCAACUUAAAAUCACUUUUUAUAAUUUAACAUAAAUAUAAGUCUAUUUAUCAUGAGUUAAGACUAAAACUAUAUUAUUUAUUAAUUAUUAACUCAUGAUAAUGAAGACUUAUCAGAGCCUAUACAUUUAAAAACAAGAUGUUGCGAGGAUGUGAGAGUGCAAUCCAGUCCAUGCUUCACUUGAAGCUAGAGAUAAAUUUAAUCAAUAGAAUUUAGGAUUGUCAGUUGAUUCUACCUACUUCCGUAGCCUCAUCGGAAGUCUAAGGUAUUUGACUCACACUCGCCCUGAUCUAACUUUCUCUGUGGGAUUACUAAGCAAGUUUAUGGAGCACCCCACUUCAGAACAUCUCUUAGGGAUCAAGUGCAUUCUAAGGUACGUAAGAGGUACAAUUGACUAUGGCUUAGUCUAUGAGAAAGGGGAGACAAAAGCAAAAUUAGUCAACUAUAGUGAUAGCAACUUUGCUAGUGAUGUGGAAGAUCGGAAGAGCACCUUUGGGCAAGCUUUCUUCCUCAGUGAAAUGCUGAUCAGCUAG
This is a messenger RNA of Spirodela intermedia, 2458 nucleotides long. NCBI's taxonomy places the organism in Eukaryota, Viridiplantae, Streptophyta, Magnoliopsida, Alismatales, Araceae. The record is from the annotation of a GenBank genome assembly.